GGCGGGGACACUGGGCAGCUGCGAGGGGGAGGGUGGGCCUGUUCCGGCUAGACCACGGCUUGGGAGGAAGGAAGGCAGUGACCGUGCCUCCACUGUCCAGACACGCAGGAGGAGCUCCUGCCCGAAGCCCAGAGCCCCAUGGCCUCGCUGAGCCGAGCCCUGCGCGUGGCUGCCGCCUACCCUCGUUGGAGACCAGCCCAGCACCUGAGGCUGCAGACUCUGGCCGGUGUUACGGGCCCCACGGCUGAGAAGAAUGUGCCCUACCACCGCACCCUGAAGGAGGAGGCCCAGGGCCCUUCGGCGGCAGCCCAAGGACCCAGCCAGCCCCUGCCCAGCACAGCCAGUGUGGUGAUCAUUGGCGGGGGCAGCUUGGGCUGCCAGACCCUGUACCACCUGGCCAAGCUGGGUGUGACUGGGGCCGUGCUCCUGGAGCGUGAGCGACUGACGUCGGGGACCACCUGGCACACAGCAGGCCUGCUGUGGCAGCUGCGGCCCAGCGACGUGGAGGUGGAGCUGCUGGCCCACACCAGGCGUGUGGUGAGCCAAGAGCUGGAGGCGGAGACCGGGCUGCACACGGGCUGGAUCCAGAACGGGGGCCUCUUCAUCGCGUCCAGCCGGCAGCGCCUGGAUGAGUACAAGAGGCUCAUGUCGCUGGGCAAGGCCUAUGGUGUGGAGUCCCACGUGCUGAGUCCUGCGGAGACCAAGGCUCUGUACCCGCUGAUGAACGUGGACGACCUCUACGGGACCUUGUAUGUGCCACAGGACGGCACCAUGGACCCCGCCGGCACCUGCACCACCCUCGCCAGGGCCGCUGUGGCCCGAGGAGCCCAGGUCAUCGAGAAGUGCCCCGUGACGGGGAUCCGCAUGCGGACUGAUGAUUUUGGGGUGCGGCGUGUUGCGGCUGUGGAGACGGAGCACGGCUCCAUCCAGACGCCCUGCGUGGUCAACUGUGCAGGCGUGUGGGCAGGCGCUGUGGGCCGGAUGGCUGGAGUCAAGGUGCCCCUGGUGGCCAUGCACCACGCCUACGUCGUCACGGAGCGCAUCGAGGGGAUCCAGAAUAUGCCCAAUGUCCGUGACCACGAUGCCUCUGUCUACCUGCGCCUGCAAGGGGACGCCCUGUCUGUGGGUGGCUACGAGGCCAACCCCAUCUUCUGGGAGGAGGUGUCAGACAAGUUCGCCUUCGGCCUGUUUGACCUGGACUGGGACGUGUUUACCCAGCACAUCGAGGGUGCCAUCAACCGUGUCCCUGCGCUGGAGACCACGGGGAUCAAGUCUACGGUCUGUGGCCCGGAGUCCUUCACGCCCGACCACAAGCCCCUGAUGGGGGAGGCGCCCGAGCUGCGGGGCUUCUUCCUGGGCUGCGGCUUCAACAGCGCUGGGAUGAUGCUGGGCGGCGGCUGUGGACAGGAGCUGGCCCGCUGGGUCGUCUACGGGCGCCCGGAGAAGGACAUGUACAGCUACGACAUCAGACGCUUCCACCACUCCCUGACCGAGCACCAGCGCUGGAUCCGCGAGCGCAGUCACGAGUCCUACGCCAAGAACUACUCGGUCGUCUUCCCCCAUGACGAGCCGCUGGCGGGGCGCAACAUGCGGAGGGGCCCCCUGCAUGAGGAACUCCUGGGACGAGGCUGCGUGUUCCAGGAGCGACAUGGCUGGGAGCGGCCUGGAUGGUUCAACCCCCAGGGGCCAGCUCCGGUCCUCGACUAUGACUACUAUGGUGCCUACGGGAAGCGGCCUCACCAGGACUACGCCUACGGCCGGCUGCUGAGUGACGAGUACACCUUCGACUUCCCGCCCCAUCACCACCUGAUCCAGAAGGAGUGCCUGGCCUGCCGAGGGGCGGCUGCUGUGUUCGACAUGUCCUACUUCGGGAAGUUCUACCUGCUGGGGCCCGACGCUGCGAAAGCUGCGGACUGGCUCUUCUCAGCCAACGUCAGGCGACCCCCAGGCUCCACGGUGUACACCUGCAUGCUGAACCACAGGGGCGGCACGGAGAGUGACCUGACAGUCAGCUGCCUGGCCCCCGGGACCCAGGCCUGCCUGGUGGCCCCUGCCUUCGAAGGGAAUGGCUACUACCUGGCUGUGGGCGGGGCCACCGCCCAGCAUAACUGGUGCCACAUCACCACCGUGCUGCAGGACCAGAGGUUCCGGUGCCGGCUCGUUGACUGCUCUGAGGACCUGGGCCUGAUCAGCAUCCAGGGCCCAGCCAGCCGGGCCAUCCUGCAGGAGGUGCUGGACGCAGACCUGAGUGAUGCCGCCUUCCCCUUCUCCACCCACCAGCUGGUGCAAGCUGCUGGGCACCUGGUCCGGGCUGUGAGGCUGUCCUUCGUGGGGGAGCUGGGCUGGGAGCUGCACGUUCCCCGGGCCUCCUGCGUGCCUGUGUACCGGGCCGUGAUGACCGCAGGAGCCAAGCAUGGCCUUGUCAACGCCGGGUACCGUGCCAUCGACUCCCUGAGCAUUGAGAAAGGCUACCGGCACUGGCAUGCAGACCUGCGGCCUGAUGACAGCCCCCUGGAAGCCGGCCUGGCCUUCACCUGCAAGCUUAAGUCGGCCGUGCCCUUCCUGGGCCGUGAGGCCCUGGAGCAGCAGCGGGCCGCGGGCCUCCGCCGGCGUCUCGUGUGCUUCACAGUGGAAGAGAAGGUACCCAUGUUCGGCCUGGAGGCCAUCUGGAGGGAUGGCCAGGUGGUGGGCCACGUGCGGCGGGCCGACUUCGGGUUCGCCGUGGAUAAGACCAUCGCCUAUGGCUACAUCUGUGAUCCCAGCGGCGGGCCGGUCUCGCUGGACUUCGUGAAGAGUGGGGACUAUGUCCUGGAGAGGAUGGGGGUCCCGUACACUGCCCAGGUCCACCUGAAAUCCCCCUUCGACCCCGACAACAAGAGGGUGAAGGGGAUCUACUGAGGGGCCCGAAGCAGGAGCACACCUGUCCCCCCCACUGGGCCCUCCCUGUCCUCAGCCUGGGCCUGGCCUGCUAUACCACAAGCUAGGAAUGGACAGAGAUCACCAUGGCCUGUCCAGUGCCUACUGACCGGGGUCUGUGCCUAGCUCACCCCAGGCCUCCCUGUAUGGUUUUGGGCACAGGGGCCUCACUUUGUAACCCUGUGAGCUUCCCAGGCUGUGAAGUAAAACUUGGUAAGUGGCGUAGAA
Molecule: messenger RNA, 3144 nt
Organism: Chinchilla lanigera (long-tailed chinchilla)
Lineage: Eukaryota; Metazoa; Chordata; Mammalia; Rodentia; Chinchillidae
Gene: Sardh
Product: sarcosine dehydrogenase
Exons: 21
Coding region: 139-2898 (919 amino acids)
Cellular component (GO): mitochondrion
Molecular function (GO): oxidoreductase activity; protein binding
Source: RefSeq, a predicted model, not a curated record